UUCCAUCGGUUUUGACGUUCUGUUAUAUUUUAGCUCUAAAGACCACACUCUGUAGUUAAAAGUGAAACAAACUUUGUCAAGUUCGUUUUUUUGCAAAAUGGCAGCUAGUUCAUCCGUCAACAUAGUGACCAUUGAUCGUAGAAAGAUUUUAGGGGUGGGAGGUUUUUCUACUGUUUAUGAAGGUGCUUGGCGUGAUCUUAAAGUGGCUGUCAAACGGAUUCCCCUAGAAAAAGCCGCGAGUAAUGAACAAGAAGAGAAGGCCCUAAAAAUGUUGGAUCAUACUAACGUCAUCAAAUUAUUUCACGUGCAGGAGGACCAAGACUUUAAAAUUUUUGUCCUUGAACUGUGUGAUGCCUCUUUGGAGAAACUAUUUCUCAAAGAAAAUGACCCGAAAAAAUACCGCGGCCCAAUGCCACCAGACCCGGAAGUUCUUCUUCAGUUGGCUAAAGGACUCGAGUAUAUUCAUCAAAUGGGAUUAGUCCAUCACGACAUCAAGCCAGAGAACGUACUCAUAAGUUUGGAUUCUACAACCCAACGAGUGGUAAUGAAGUGGGCCAGUUUUGAUUUCAGUAAACAAUUCAACGAAAGGGGUUCUUUUACAAUGAGUGGUGUUAGAGGAACAUACGAUUAUUUUGCCCCUGAAAUAUUGAAAUUACUGGACGGAGAUAAUUCUACUGAAAACGUUGCUCAGAACAGAGGAACCGUCAAGAGCGAUGUAUUCGCAGAAGGCCUCGUCUUUGGCUAUUUCAUUUCAGAAGGGAUUCAUCCCUUUGGCACCUCAAGUCAUCAAAUUUCAGUAAACGUACGGACAAAUGAACCAGUCAAUCUUCCCAUUUUCCGUGAAGAAAUAGGAAACGUUUGUAAUAUAAUCACAGAAAUGUUGGAAAAAGAACCAAGAAAUCGAAUUACAUCAUCGGAUGUCGUGAAGCGACUCAUGCAAAUCACGAUUUCAACCUCAGUUAGGCAUAAUUCAUUUGUUAGCAAAUUGAAAAUCGAUCGUGCAAAGAUUUUAGGAGAGGGAGGUUUUGGUAUCGUUUUUGAAGGUGUUUGGGGUGAAAUAAAAGUAGCCGUCAAACGAAUUCCUGUAGAAAAAGCUGCGAGCAGUAAACGAGAAGAAAAUGCGUUGAAAAUAUUUAAUGAUGAGCACGUCAUCAAAUUAUUUCACGUGGAAGAGGACCAAAACUUUAAAAGUUUCGCCCUUGAAUUGUGUGAUGCCUCCUUAGAUAGACUAUUUCUCAAAGAAAAUGACCCGAAAAAAUACCGCGGCCCAAUGCCAACAGAAACAGAAGUUCUCCUCCAGUUGGCUAAAGGACUCGAGUAUAUUCAUCAAAUGAAAUAUGUCCAUCGCGACAUCAAACCACAGAACGUACUCAUAAGUUUGGAUUCUACAACCCAACGAGUGGUAAUGAAGUGGGCAGAUUUUGGUUUCAGUAAAGAAGUCAACGAAAGGGGAACUUACACCAUGAAGAGUGGAGUGAAGGGAACAGACGAUUACUUUGCACCGGAAAUAUUGAAAUUACUGGACGAGGAUCAGAUCGCUAAUGAUAACGAAGCUAAGAAAAGAGGAACAGUCAAGAGCGAUGUAUUCGCAGAAGGCCUCGUCUUUGGCUAUUUCCUUUCGAGAGGAGUUCAUCCUUUUGGCACCUUAAGUCAUCAAAUUCAAAACAACUUACGAACAAAUGAACCGACCAACCUCCCCGAAAAAAAAGAAUUUCGUAAUAUUAUCAUUAAAAUGUUAAACAAAAAACCAGAGAAUCGAAUUUCAUCGUCGGAUGCCGUUAAUCUGCUUUUAAAUUUCAUGCAAACCACGGUAAAAAAGGAAUCGGGGCAGAUGUCAAUCUCAGGGUCCUCAGCAUUUAGUUCAUUUGUAAACAGGUUGACCAUUGAUCGUGCGAAGAUUUUAGGAACGGGAAAUUAUGGAAUUGUUUUCGAAGGUGCUUGGGGUGAAAUUAAAGUAGCCGUAAAAAGAAUUCCUUUAGAAAAUGUCGCGAUCAUCAGCAAUGAACAAGAAGAAAUGGCCCUAAAAAUGUUAGAUCAUACCAACGUCAUCAAAUUAUUUCAUGUGCAGGAGAACCAAGACUUCAAGAUUUUCGUCCUGGAAUUGUGUGAUGCCUCUUUAGACCAACUAUUUCUCAAAGAAAAUGACCCGAAAAAAUACAGUGGCCCGAUGCCACCAGAAACAGACGUUCUUCUCCAGUUAGCUAGAGGGCUCGAGCAUAUACAUCAAAAGGGAUUAGUCCAUCGCGAUAUCAAGCCAAAGAACGUACUCAUCCGUUUGGAUUCUACAACCCAACAAGUGGUGAUGAAGUGGGCAGAUUUUGGUUUGAGUAAAAAAGUCAACGAAAGGGGAACUUUCACCAUGACUGGAGUGAAGGGAACAUUAAAUUGGUUAGCACCGGAAAUAUUGAAAUUACUUGACGACGAAAGUUCUGAUGAAAAUGAAGCUCAGAACAGAGGAACCGUCAAGAGCGAUGUAUUUGCAGAAGGACUCGUCUUUGGCUAUUUCAUUUCGGGAGGGGUUCAUCCCUUUGGCUCCUCAAGUUAUGAAAUUCAAAUCAACUUACGAACAAAGGAACCAGCCAACCUUCCCCAAACGAAAGAAAUUCGUAAUAUAAUAGAAAAAAUGUUAGAGAAAGAACCAAUAAAUCGAAUUACAUCAUCUGAUCUCUUAAAUCUACUCAUAAUAAAGAUUCCAAAAAUCAGGAUGAAAAAGAUGUUCACUUUAAUUGCGAAAGGGAAUCCAAGCGUGGAAGAAAUCGGAAAACUGAUACAAGAAGGUGUAGAUAUCAAUGCCAAAGAUAAAAAAGGUUUGGCACCACUAUUGCACUUGGCAGAAAACAAAAAUCAAAGUGAUAAUGUGGUAGAAAUAGUUCGACUUUUGAUCCAAAACGGAGCUAACGUCAAUACAACGGACUGGAAGGGUAGAAAUGCUCUUCAUUUAUUGUGCGAAAAUCACCGAAAUCAUCAAGAUGAAAGUUUUGUUGCGAUGGUUAAUCUCUGGAUUGAAAAGGGAAUCGAAGUCAAUUGCAAAAACAAAUAUGGAGAAAAUGCUCUCACUAAAUUGUGUGAACACAACGAAGGAAAUUUAGUUGAGAAAAUUCAAAUUUUAAUUGAGAAAAAAAUCGACGUCAAUUGCAAGACGAAAGACGGAUCGAAUGCCCUAACUUUAUUAUGUAAAUUUUGUUAUAACGAAAAUUUAAUUGAAAUAAUUCAACUUUUAAUUCAACAUGAAAUUAACGUCAAUCGCAAGACCAACGACGGAUCGAAUGCUCUCACUUUAUUAUGGGAUAAGAAAAAUCUAAAAGAAAUUAUGGAUCUUUUGAUUCGAAGAGGAUUCAAUGUGACUUCAGAAACGUGCACCUUCUUCCAGGAAAAUUACCACAAAGAAAAUCGCGAUGAAAUCUUGCAAUUACUUGAUCAACAACAUCCACAGAUGAACCAGUGAGCAAAAAAGCAAACGAAGAAAGUUUGAAUAAACAUUUUGGGUUCUACAGUACCUUUGUUAAAAUGUAUUAGGUAGACAACUGGACCUUAAUAUAUUCUUCUUUUUAACGUGUGUAAACUUUGCCUUUUAAUUUUCUUAUCAAAUAUAUUUAAAUCUAUGUGUAAAAACCUGCGUCAUUCAUAAAAAUGUUAACUAAUAGCGUCCUAUACUUCUCUAACACAAAAUACACAACACAUGGGAAAAUAAACGAUGCAUUGGUAUCAAUUUGCUUUUUAAGUUUCAAAUCUUUCGUCGUCAUGAGUAACCUCAACAGCGAUCGCCAUCGCUCCUCUUAUAUUCUCAUGUAUUUAUUGUGGUAGCCUAGCAUGCCCAUAUUAUUUGAUUGACAGAAACGGAAGGGCUUUCUCAGACUUUGGCAAACAACUUUCAAAAAAAGACAAAAACGACGCUUAAAAAUGGUUUGGGUACGGCAACAGAUUUUUCCUAAUGACUUUCGUUUGGAUUGAAAAACACUCGGCAGUGGAUCAGACUAAAAUGUAAGGAUGAACAAUCCUUUCCGUUUCUCAUUGAGUUUCUCUCCAUUUUUACUAGCUAGACUUAGUGUAAAAGAUUUUUUUUAAUGCGGAAGAAAAAAAGGCUUUAGGGUACAUUGCAGCAUCGUCAACUUCCUGAUUUCAUACAAUUGUCUGCACAUAAAAGAAUGAACCAUCGAUCCUUAUUUUUGUUUCGAUUAUAUCGUUCACUUGUUGCGUCAACUUUGGAGAUAUCGGUAAUGGCCGUUUAGAUAGACAACUAGAUAACUGCACAGUGCAAAGUAGUCCAGCACAAGGAAGUCAAAACAUAUCGCAAGGUACUGUAUAAAUAGUCAACAGGAUCGACACAAGCAGAAUCGAACCAGUUGAACAAACUCGUAAGAACGAUCAACGAAUUCAAAAAAGGUAAAAAUGAAACAAAUUGUUUUAUCAUUAAAAAAAAACUCGACUGAUGGGAUAUCGUUUACGACCAAGAUCGCCAAGAUUCCGCCAAUCCUCUAGUCGUGAUGGAAAUGAGCGUGGCAAUUGCCGGAUGGUUCAGCCUUGCCUUCGCUUUAAGCAAAUCGCUAGACUCCUCUCUGAAUCGUCUAGAGAAGUUACAAUGGUAAAGUUUAAAAAAUCGUAUAAUGCUUGUCCUUGAGGCGCUCGCAGACUUUCAAGAAGUUAGAUAAAAGCUCGGCAGUUACGGUCAGUCUCAAACUUUGCGAUCAAAUUCGAGAAUAUGUUUUGCCUAACUUGGGCUCUGCCUAUGGGCUAGGCUGACUGAUAGGGGAAAUCAACCAGCUGCUCUAAAGCUUGUCCCACGUGAGGAACUCCCCAAUGAAAAACAAAAGAAACGAUUGGCAGAGAAAGCACCCACAAAAAGCUGAGAAAGAACCGGGAAAGAAAAUAAAAAUGCUAAAUUAU
This is a messenger RNA of Daphnia pulicaria, 4884 nucleotides long. RefSeq lists its product as uncharacterized. The transcript has 10 exons. The record is from RefSeq and is a predicted model, not a curated record. Gene Ontology annotation, biological process: IRE1-mediated unfolded protein response; protein phosphorylation; intrinsic apoptotic signaling pathway in response to endoplasmic reticulum stress. Gene Ontology annotation, molecular function: ATP binding; protein serine/threonine kinase activity; RNA endonuclease activity. NCBI's taxonomy places the organism in Eukaryota, Metazoa, Arthropoda, Branchiopoda, Diplostraca, Daphniidae. The coding region runs from base 98 to 3445 and encodes 1115 amino acids. Gene Ontology annotation, cellular component: IRE1-TRAF2-ASK1 complex.